Molecule: messenger RNA, 3761 nt
Organism: Megalobrama amblycephala (Wuchang bream)
Lineage: Eukaryota; Metazoa; Chordata; Actinopteri; Cypriniformes; Xenocyprididae
Product: Fc receptor-like protein 5
Biological process (GO): cell surface receptor signaling pathway
Molecular function (GO): transmembrane signaling receptor activity
Source: RefSeq, a predicted model, not a curated record
UCCCUCAUCACUUCUUUCAAACACAGGAAGUGUCUGGUGUCACACACAGAAAACAGUCGAUAAUGUGACAGUAUGGGGUCCAGUGCAUUGCUUCUCAUCUUGCUGAUGUCCUUCAUCCACUCUGGGCUCAAUCAACAUGCUGGAGAUACUGUGCAGUACUACAUGAAACCUGUAGUGAAGGUGAAGCCAGACCAGCGUGUGUUCAGAGGAGAGAUGGUCACUCUCACAUGUGACAUACAGGGAGGAGGAAACAUUCAGUGGACAUACAGAUGGUUUAAAGAUGGAAACUAUUUCUAUACAACAACAACAGCAGCAGCAGAGUUCAGUUUCACAGCUGUGUCUUACAGUGGUGAAUACAGCUGUAGAGGAGUGAGAUCAGACUCACAGACAGACAUCAGUGCUGCUGUUACACUGACUGUAUCAGAUUUACCCACACCUACACUGACUGUGACACCUGACAGAUCUGUAUUCACUGGAGAGAGAGUCAAUCUGAAGUGUGUGAUAAACUCUGAUCACACUGACUGGAGAUAUGAGUGGAAUAAAGACAGUUCAAUGUUACAGGCAUCUGAGCGUUACACUGUAAACAGAGACACUCUCAGUAUUGUUGAAGCUGUUGAGUCUGAUCAGGGUUGGUACACGUGUAAAGGACACAUAGAUGGAAGAUCAGUUUCAUCACAAUCAAGCUCUGUUUAUCUCUCUGUGAAGGAUUUUCCCACAUCUACACUGACUGUGACACCAGACAGAUCUGUAUUCACUGGAGAGAGAGUCAAUCUGAAGUGUGUGAUAGAGACUUACAGUAACUGGAUCUGGAGAAAUUACCAGAUAUAUGACAGGAGAGACUGGACACAUGAGUGGAGAUAUGAGUGGUAUAAAGGCAGCAAAGACAGUGUGUUACAGACGUCUGUGCAUUACACUGUAAACAGAGACACUCUCAGUAUUGUUGGCGCUGUUACAUCUGAUCAGGAUCAGUACUGGUGUAGAGGACUGAGAGAUGGAAGACCAAACUCAUCACAAUCAAGCUCAGUUUCUCUCUCUGUGAAGGAUUUACCCACACCUACACUGACUGUGACUCCAGACAGAUCUGUAUUCACUGGAGAGAGAGUCAAUCUGAAGUGUGUGAUAAACUCUGAUCACAGUGACUGGAGAUAUGAGUGGAAUAAAGACAGUUCAAUGUUACAGGCAUCUGAGCGUUACACUGUAAACAGAGACACUCUCAGUAUUGUUGAAGCUGUAGUGUCUGAUCAGGGUCAGUACACGUGUAAAGGACACAUAGAUGAAAGAUCAGUUUCAUCACAAUCAAGCUCUGUUUCUCUCUCUGUGAAGGAUCUAAACCCAAAGCCUGAACUCACAUCAGAUCCUGCAGGAGCUGCACUGACAGGAAACACAGUGACUUUGACCUGUCGCAUGGAUCCGUCCACUGGAUACUGGGACUUUUACUGGUACAAACACACACUGAACCCUGAGACAGAGAAGACAGAAACAAACUCCUACAGACUGAAGAUUGAUUCAGUGUCUGAUGGAGGCCAUUACUGGUGUAGAGCUGGAAGAGGGAAACCAGUCUAUUACACAAACUACAGUGAUGCACUGUGGGUCAAUGUUACAGAGAGUCCUAAAGCUGUGCUGACGGUACGAACUGAUGAACGAGUGUUCAGAGGAGAAACAGUCACUCUCAGAUGUGAUAUAAAGUGUGGAGGAAAAACUGAGUGGACAUACAGAUGGGAAAUAGAGGGAACCAACAACUUGAAUAUAAACUCUGCCAACCGAUGUACAAAACAAGAGUGCUGCACCAGUGGAGUCAAUAAACAGAAACACAGAGAUGCUGUCAGUCUGUGCUCAACACAAGAGUUGAACAUCAGCAGUGUUGAUCACUUUCACAGUGGUAAAUACACCUGUACAGGACAGAUAAACACUCAGAUCUCUCAGCGCAGUGAUGCUGUUACACUGACUUUAUCAGAUGAAGCUCAGGCAGCAGUGCGAGUGUCUCCACAGCCGUGGCUGACUGAAGGAGAAUCAGUGACUCUGAUCUGUGAGGUUUCAGGCUCCUCUACAGGCUGGACGUUCAGCUGGUUCAGAGAUCAUGAUCUUCUGUCAGACAGCAGCAGAGGAGCUGGAGGAUCUUACACUCUCAGUCCUGGUCUACAGCACACAGGAGUUUAUACGUGCAGAGCAGAGAGAGGACGACCAGCCUAUUACACACCACACAGCAGCACACAGCCACUGUGGGUCACUGAUGUUUCUUCUUCAGUGUCUCUGGUCAUCAAUCCCAGCAGAAGUCAACACUUCUCAUCUGACUCUCUCUCUCUGAGCUGUGAGGAUCAGAGUAACUCUGCUGGAUGGACAGUGAGAAGAUACACAGACAAAGACACAAAAACUUGUUCAACACAAACAGGAUCUGCAUGUGAAAUCGAGUCUCUCAGCACAUUUGACACUGGAGUGUACUGGUGUCAGUCUGAAUCUGGAGAGAAACGUCAUCCUCGAAACAUCACUGUACAUGAUGGUGAAGUGAUUCUGGUGAGUUCUGUUGAUCCUGUGAUUGAGGGAGAGACUCUGACUCUACACUGUUUACAUCGAUUAAACUCCUCGAUCCUCAGCGCUGAUUUCUAUAAAGACGGAUCACUGGUCCAGAAUCAGACAACAGGAGAGAUGAGCAUCACUACUGUCUCAAAGUCACAUGAGGGUUUCUACUAUUGUAAAACAGAGAGAGGACAGUCACUCCACAGCUGGAUCUCAGUCAGAGCUCCUCAAUCAUCUUAUCUUCUGGUCAUUGGUGUGUCCGUAGGAUUGAGUUUUUUCUUGUUGUUCCUCGUCUCACUGGUUCUCCUGUGGAGACACAAAAACAACAAAGAUCAGCACCGUAACACUCAACAGAUAUCAGACUCAAAUCGAUCUGGAGAAUCUCAUGUGGAAAACUCUCCUCUGCAGCCUGGUUCUGAUCACAUUUAUGAUGACGUGACUGCAGUGAAUAGUGGAGAUAAAGAUCCAGUGCCAUCUUCAAACAUUACAUAUUCAGUGGUCACUGUUAUGAAAAAAAGAUCCGUGGAUAAAGACAAUACUACGGCAGAGUCAAAUAAUGUGAUGUACUCAGAAGUCGGAACAAAAGUAAAGAAGUUCAAAAGCAAAGGUGAGAUCCUGUUUUUCUUGAAGUACAAUAUUUCCAGCAUGUUCUGCAUAAUCUGAUUGAUUUUCUGUUCUGUAUUAGAUAUUAUACUGCAGGACCUAGUGAUUUGACUUAUGCACAGAUCAAUGUACAGGACAAAAAGAAAAGCAAGGGCAAAGGCGCUGGACUUGCUGAUGUUUUGAUUGAAAUGAAAUCUAAGGAGAAACAAAGAGGGAAGAGCAGCGAGUCUGGAGACUCUUUUUACUCUGAAUUGAAGCACAACACAGAUAAAGGUGCUGAUCCUGAAGUCGGUGAUGCAACUUAUGCUCAAGUUUUUAAGAAGAAAGUUCACAAAAAGAAUAAAACACGUCCCUGAGAUCAUUGAAGGGAACAGAUGCCAGAAGAGAAACACCAGCAGAAGAAAUUAAUCUGAGUCAAAUGCUUAUGUACAUGCUAGAAUGAAAGAGAUUUGCACUAUAUUAUCUGUACACAUAUUGUGUAAACAAUUAAAUCUAAUAUAUAGUAAAACAUUUUCUAGUGAGCAUUUAUGUUUAACAUGUUACCUGUCUUAUCAGAGCCUGUGUUUUUUCCAAGACAAGAUGAUUUUUCUUACAGCAUAUAUAUUGUUUUCUUUCUUUUAUGUUUUUUUUUUUUUUUUUUAUGC